AUGGCAAGCAUCGAGGCUGAAGGCCCCGAUGUUUCGGGCGAGAUCCCUCAAGUGCCGAUCAACUUCGUCCCUGCAACAGAAGGCGAGACGUUUGCUUUGGGACAGUUGACCAUCAGGAUCAUGGAGGAUGGUUCAAGGACAGACAACAGAAUCGGUACAGUUGAGUUGACUGUUCCUGCCAAUACUUCUGGUCCUCCUCCGCAUUGGCAUGAGAUGCACGAUGAGACCUUCCUGGUGACCGAAGGAACCAUCAGGUUCACCUGGUACACGACUACGGCAUCAGAACCGACCAAGACAGUUGACGCGCACGCUGGUGAUUACGUUGUCGUGCCCAUCAGAGCGCCUCACACCUUCUCCAAUCCAACGGACAAGCAGGCCAAGUUCAUCAACACUUUCACGCCAGCAUUCUACGUCAACUACUUCAAGCUCUUAGCGAAGUACAUUGGUAAUGGAAAGGUCAUGACUCCAGAGGCAAACAAGAAGGCUAUGGCUAGCUAUGCGACUAUUCCACUGCCAAAGUAA
This is a messenger RNA of Aureobasidium melanogenum CBS 110374, 522 nucleotides long. Its product is annotated as RmlC-like cupin. The record is from RefSeq and is a predicted model, not a curated record. NCBI's taxonomy places the organism in Eukaryota, Fungi, Ascomycota, Dothideomycetes, Dothideales, Saccotheciaceae. The coding region runs from base 1 to 522 and encodes 173 amino acids. The transcript is spliced from 3 exons.